This is a messenger RNA of Oncorhynchus nerka (sockeye salmon), 1315 nucleotides long. It is a transcript of the gene hdc, whose product is annotated as histidine decarboxylase. Gene Ontology annotation, biological process: histamine biosynthetic process; L-histidine catabolic process. Gene Ontology annotation, molecular function: histidine decarboxylase activity; pyridoxal phosphate binding. The annotation marks the transcript as partial. The record is from RefSeq and is a predicted model, not a curated record. Gene Ontology annotation, cellular component: cytoplasm. Lineage: Eukaryota; Metazoa; Chordata; Actinopteri; Salmoniformes; Salmonidae. The transcript has 11 exons.
AGAAACACUGAUCUAACACACUACUGUACACCUCUCAGCUGACAACUCUAUUGUUACAAGGAUGCAGGCAGAGGAAUACAAUCGUAGAGGUAAAGAGAUGGUGGAUUACAUCACUAGGUACCUGACCACCAUCAGAGAGAGGAAGGUGACCCCAGGCCCAGAGGUGAAGCCUGGCUAUAUGAGAGAGCUGCUGCCAGACAGCGCCCCCACUGACCCGGAGGACUGGGACUGUAUCUUCAGGGACAUAGAGAAGGUCAUCAUGCCUGGGGUGGUCCACUGGCAGAGCCCCUACAUGCAUGCGUACUAUCCAGCCCUGACCUCCUGGCCCUCCAUGUUAGGAGACAUGUUGGCUGACGCCAUCAACAACAUCGGAUUCACCUGGGCCUCCAGCCCGGCGUGUACAGAGCUGGAGAUGAACGUGAUGGACUGGUUGUGUAAAGCUCUUGGUCUCCCCACCUUCUUCCUCCAUCACCACCCAGAAAGCACCGGGGGAGGAAUACUGCAGAGUACAGUGAGUGAGAGUAGUCUGGUAGCUCUGUUAGCUGCCAGGAAGCACAGGAUCCAACAGCUGAAGAGGACAGAUCCAGCAGACAGAGACCUGGACGACUCAGUGGUCAACUCCAGACUGGUGGCCUACGCAUCAGACCAGGCUCACUCCUCAGUGGAGAAGGCAGGUCUGAUCUCCCUGGUGAAGAUCAGGUUCCUCCCUCCAGACGACCACUUCUCCCUGAGAGGAGACACUCUGAAACAGGCCAUCCAGGAGGACAGGAGGAGAGGACUGGUACCUGUCAUGCUGUGUGCCACUCUGGGGACCACGGGGGUGUGUGCCUUCGAUGACCUGUCAGAGCUGGGACCAGUGUGUGCAGAGGAAGGUCUGUGGCUGCAUGUGGAUGCAGCGUACGCAGGCUCAGCGUUUCUCUGCCCUGAGCUGAGAGGACCUCUGGGGGGUAUAGAGUACGCUGACUCCUUCACAUUCAACCCCUCAAAAUGGAUGAUGGUCCACUUCGACUGCACUGCCUUCUGGGUGAAGGACAAGGUCAAGCUCCAACAAACCUUCAGUGUCGACCCUGUCUACCUCAGACACGAAAACUCAGACCAAGCCACCGACUUCAUGCAUUGGCAGAUCCCCCUGAGUCGACGGUUCCGCUCUCUGAAGCUGUGGUUUGUGAUGCGCUGCUUCGGUCUGAAGAACCUUCAGGGACACAUCAGACACGGUGUAGAGAUGGCUAAGCUACUGGAGUCCCUGGUUAGAUGUGACCCUAACUUUGACAUGCCUGCUGAUAGACACCUUGGCUUGGUGGUCUUCUGUCUCAAG